CAGCCGGCCGGCGCGCUCAGAUGAGGUGCGCGAUGUGGGCUGUAGGUGUCUGGCGCUUGGCGCUCGCCCGGACUCCCUGCGGCCGCCGCGCGCAGUCGGCGCUGGCCCAGCUGCGCGGCAUCCUCGAAGGGGAGCUGGAAGGGAUCCGCGGGGCAGGCACCUGGAAGAGUGAACGGGUCAUUACGUCCCGUCAGGGGCCGUGCAUCUACGUGGACGGCGUCUCCGGAGGAAUCCUUAACUUCUGUGCCAACAACUACCUGGGCCUGAGCAGCCACCCCGAGGUGAUCCAGGCAGGCCUGCAGGCUCUGCAGGAGUUUGGAGCCGGCCUCAGCUCUGUCCGCUUUAUCUGUGGGACUCAGAGCAUCCAUAAGAGUUUGGAAGCCAAGAUUGCCCGCUUCCACCAGCGGGAGGAUGCCAUCCUCUACCCCAGCUGUUUUGAUGCCAAUGCCGGCCUUUUUGAGGCUCUGCUGACUCCUGAGGAUGCGGUCCUGUCAGAUGAACUGAACCAUGCCUCCAUCAUUGACGGCAUCCGGCUUUGCAAGGCCCACAAGUAUCGUUACCGCCACCUGGACAUGGCCGACCUAGAAGCCAAGCUGCAGGAGGCCCAGAAGCAUCGACUGCGCCUGGUGGCCACUGACGGGGCCUUUUCCAUGGAUGGCGACAUCGCACCCCUGCAGGAGAUCUGCCGCCUCGCCUCUCAAUAUGGUGCCCUGGUCUUUGUGGACGAAUGCCACGCCACUGGCUUCCUGGGGCCCACAGGACGGGGCACAGAUGAGCUGCUGGGCGUGAUGGAGCAGGUCACCAUCAUCAAUUCCACUCUGGGAAAGGCACUGGGCGGAGCAUCAGGGGGCUACACAACAGGGCCCGCACUGCUGGUAUCCCUGCUGCGGCAGCGCGCCCGGCCCUACCUCUUCUCCAACAGCCUGCCUCCCGCCGUCGUAGGCUGUGCCUCCAAGGCCCUGGACCUGCUCAUGGGGAGCAGCACCAUCGUCCAGUCUAUGGCCGCCAAGACCCAUCGGUUCCGUACUAAGAUGGAGGCCGCUGGCUUCACCAUCUCAGGAGCCAAUCACCCUAUCUGCCCUGUGAUGCUGGGUGAUGCCCGCUUGGCCUCUCUCAUGGCAGAUGACCUGCUAAAGAGAGGCAUCUUUGUCAUCGGAUUCAGCUACCCAGUGGUCCCCAAGGGCAAGGCCCGAAUCCGGGUGCAGAUCUCAGUGGUGCACAGCGAAGAAGACAUUGACCGCUGCGUAGAGGCCUUUGUAGAAGUGGGGGAGCUGCAUGGAGCACUGCCCUGAGCUCUGGUGGGGACAGAAGAGUCAAGGAGCCCCCACUGCCCUGGGCCGGGAGGUGAGAGGGGGCUCUAAUCAGGCCAAGAGGCUCUGACCUGACUCAAAGUCCUAGGGCCAGGGCUGGGGAUUUAGCUCAGUGGUUCUGCCUACCUUGCAAGCACAAGGUCCCAAGUUUGAUCCCGGUACCCCCCCACACCCAAAAAAACGUCCUAGGGCCGGGCUUGCAAGAGCCCUGUGCUUGUGGCUAUGAGUGAAAAAACAGCGUAAAGACUG
Messenger RNA from Heterocephalus glaber (naked mole-rat), 1559 nucleotides. It is a transcript of the gene Gcat, whose product is annotated as glycine C-acetyltransferase. Gene Ontology annotation, molecular function: glycine C-acetyltransferase activity; pyridoxal phosphate binding. Gene Ontology annotation, cellular component: mitochondrion. NCBI's taxonomy places the organism in Eukaryota, Metazoa, Chordata, Mammalia, Rodentia, Bathyergidae. Gene Ontology annotation, biological process: biosynthetic process; L-threonine catabolic process. The record is from RefSeq and is a predicted model, not a curated record.